GACCUCAUAUAAAAAUGGCAGGAAAUUUGAAAUCUUUACACAUCACAUGGUACAGGCAAUCAUUUUAAGAUGAACAUGGAGAAGAAAAGAAGCUGACGGCGCACUAUGAAUGAGAAUGAAGUCAGUGGCCCAUGCAGGAAAGUUGGAAGGUCCCGUAAAAGAAGUCUCACGCCGUAUUACCCAUACGAUCACGAUCAACUGACUGACCAGGAAAAGGCUUCACAGUUAGACACAACAAAUACACAAUGUCAGGAAGAGGUCUCUAUUUUAUCACAGAAACAAAUCAAUGGCAGUCAGAUUGGCUCUUUAUCUGCUAGAAAUGGUGAUGUAGCUGACAAUUUUAACAUUACCCACACUUCAAAUAAUACUAACGAGAUUUGGUUUUCUAAUUCUUUUGUUAGAAGUAGAAAUUGCGACGUUGGAAAGAAAAGCACAAGUCAUCAACAGAACAAUUGUCAGGGGAUUGAAUCUGUGCCAAAGAAAAUAAGACUAGACGUUGAUUUCAGUCAGAGGUCUCAAUCUGAUGAUAACAACUAUAAUGAAAGAACUGCUAAUGGUUCGGUGAGGUACGGUAAACAGUUUUCUGGUGGGGAUCACGAGAAGAAAAAUGGAAAUUUUCACCAGGACAGAAAAGAGUCUCACUUAAAUCAACAAACAGUAAUGGCUGACACCUCUGUAAGUAAUAACAGAGACUGCCCUCACCUCUUCCACUCGACACCAAUCAAAAAUCUUAAAGAGAAGACAGGUUUGGGGAAAACUGAGAUGGUUUCCAGACUAACUGAAACAGAAGACAUGCUGAACAACAGUGACCAUGUUCUAGCUGGACUUGAUAUGGCUGAUGAUGAGGAGAAAACAGACAUCAAAACUGUGACUAAGGGAGAUAACUCACAUAAGUCUGAGCCGAGUCAGUCUCACUUGAAUAUCAGAAAAUGUAAUCGUUUACACGGAAAUUCAAAUGUGACUUGUGAUAAAUUGACCAAAGGAAGGAUCAGUGAAGAUUGUUCUCAAAUGUUAUCUAUGAUACAUAUAGAUAAACCUGAUGUCUCUAAGAACAUGCAUGAUAAGUGUACUGAGUCACCCCAAUCCUCGGAUAGAAGGGGAGGUUACUCUACAGAGAGUCGUACAACUACAGUACAUUCAAAGGAAACAAUCAGAAACACAAAAUGUACAAAACAUCAUGUUAUGAAUAUUUCUGACGAUGACAUCUUCGCACAUGAUAGUGAUUUUCUUAGUGAGAUUGAAAGCUUAGAAAGAAAAGCAGACACUGCAACAGAUAAGCGAGCAAUUACAGAAAAGAUUAAUCCCGAUAAUACAACCAGUCAUGAUCAGCUUGUGUUGGAACAAAACAGGAAAAACAGAACUUAUUCAAAAAGUUGUGAUACAACCAAGUUAGGGCAUAACUAUUCAGAGGCUAAUAACUGUGAUAAAAGAGCAAGUGAAAACUGCAGAGAAAAAACUGCAGGAUCAGUUACAAAUUUAAAAGGUCAAGGUCACACUGAUAUGACUUCACCUUUGGGAACCAAAGUUCGAGGUCAAGAUGUAAAUACACCUGAAGUUUCCUCGACAAUGAAAACUCCAACCUCCAUUGGUUUGGGGGGCUCACUAAAGGAUAGAAUAAAACGAAGGCUUCAGGAGAACGCUUCCACUAAACUGGUAGAAAGUCCUGGGGCGGUGAUGGAACAAAGACGCGAGGGCGAGAUUACAGUCGCUACAACCAAGGCAGAACAGAUUAAGAAGGAUGGCUCUGACAUUGAUGUUGGUCCGUUCUUUGGCCUGUCUUCCAAGGUCAAGGCCCUUCUGCAGCAGCACAGGGGCAUCGAUACUCUCUAUGCGUGGCAGAAUGAGUGCCUCAAUCUGCCUGCUGUACUGGAGGGGAAGAACCUGAUCUACUCCCUACCAACAAGUGGGGGCAAGACCCUGGUGGCCGAGAUACUCAUCAUGAGAGAACUGCUGUGUAAGAAAAGGGAUGCCAUCCUCAUUCUGCCCUUCGUUUCCAUUGUACAGGAAAAGGUGAGAGGAUUAUCUCCCUUUGGUAUCGACCUAGAUUUCCUUGUCGAGGAGUAUGCAGGCAGUAAGGGAAAGUUUCCACCACUCAAAAGCCGUAAGAGACAGUCACUGUACAUUGCCACCAUAGAGAAGGCACACUCACUAGUCAACAGUCUCAUAGAAAACAACAGGCUGGACAGUCUGGGGCUUGUUGUGGUGGAUGAGUUACAUAUGAUUGGUGAAGGAGGCAGUCGAGGGGCAACCUUGGAGUCAACUCUACUGAAGGUCAUUUAUACUCAAAAGACCACACAGAUAGUUGGGAUGAGUGCCACCCUUAGUAACACAGCUGAUCUUCAGACAUUUCUGGGAGCCGAGGUCUACUCCAACAGCUUCCGUCCUGUGGAACUCACAGAGUAUGCCAAGCUGCAGGACAAUAUUUACCAGGUGAACCCAAAAGCCAAAUGCCCAGAGGACCAGCUUGUACAUGAUAGAGUUGUGAUGUUCAAGUACAGCCCCGACAUGACGCGAGUGGAUGGCGACCACCUCCUGGGCCUCGUCCUGGAGGUGAUACCCGACAAGUCCUGCCUCCUGUUCUGUCCUACCAAGAAGAACUGUGAGAAUGUGGCCAUGAUGCUGUGUAAACUCCUGGUCAAACACCACCACGAGUUGUCCCUGGUGAAGAAGACCGAACGAAAAGCGUUGUUGAAGGAACUGUAUAACGACGGAGCAGGAAAGAUCUGUCCGGUCCUCCAGUACACUCUCCACUUCGGCGUGGCGUACCAUCACAGCGGCCUGACCACGGAUGAGCGUCGACUGAUAGAGGAUGCUUAUGCUGAUGGAACCCUCUGCCUCCUUACCUGUACCUCAACACUGGCAGCAGGGGUCAACCUCCCAGCUAAAAGGGUGAUAUUGAGAUCUCCCUAUGUUGGGAGCCAAUUCAUCAGUCGAAGUCAGUACAAACAGAUGGUUGGUCGAGCUGGAAGGGCGGGCAUUGACUCGACCGGAGAGAGCAUUCUCAUCACCAAGUCCUCCGACACAGAGAAGGUUGGCGAGCUACUGACAGCUCCAAUGGAGGUGUGUCACAGCAGUUUGAUGCAUGACGAUGGCAAAGGUAUCCGUGGAUUACUUCUGUCCGCUGUUGGUUUACAGAUGACCAAGACCACUAGAGAGGUUUUCGCCUGUAUGGAAAAGACGUUACUGUCGGUGCAGGCUAGUCGUGGCGUACCAUGUGACAUCGUAGAAGUGACACGCCAGGCACUACAACAACUCGUUGACCUGGGACUUGUCACACAGAAACGGGCAUUGUCACAGGAAACAGAUGAGGACCUUCAUCAUCUGGAGGUCACCACGCUUGGCCGGGCAACCUUUAAGGGGUCUGUCAACUUGGAUUGGUCAGGCCGUCUCUACACUGACCUCCACCAGGGAGAGGAGUCUCUUGUCUUGUCUAGUCAUCUCCAUCUCCUCUACCUUGUCACUCCCUAUGACAUGGUCAGCAUGGUCAAACCCUCCUGGAUUGUCUACUUCCAAGAGAUGAGCACUCUAAACCCUGUUGAGUUGAAGAUGGCUGCAUUGAUCGGAGUUCCAGAGGGAUACAUCACUAGGAAAGCGUCUGGACAAAACUCCAGACAGAAGGUAGACGACUUUGUGGUGGGACGGUUCUACCUGACACUGAUGCUGUACGGACUAUGGAAACAGAGAACGGUGUGGGAGGUGUCCGAUAAGUUCCAGCAGACCCGUGGGUUUAUACAGAACCUCCUGUCUAGUGCUGCCAGCUUCGCCUCCUGUGUAUACCACUUCUGUCAGGAGCUAGAUGAGUUUUGGCCGUAUCAGGAUCUGUUUGGUAACUUUGUACAGCGCUUAUCUUACUGCGUGUCCCCAGAACUGAUACCAUUGAUGGAGAUCCCAGGCGUAAAACUGGGGCGAGCUAAACAGAUGUACAGCGUUGGAUAUAGGACUCUGGCACAGGUGGCCAAUGCCGACCCAGAAAACCUUGUCAAGAAAAUCAAACAAAUUCCUCGCAAGAUCGCCCAACAGAUUGUCACUGCUGCCAAGAUGCUUCUGAAUGAGAAGGCUGAAGCUCUUUGGCAGGAAGUCGAGGAACUUGUGAUGGUGCCUGAGGCUGCGUCUUCUCAUCCUUCACCAGAUCUAUCCUCUCAGGGGUCUAUAGCAUCCUCAGAUAUACUCGCAUAUCUCACUGACUGGGGAGACUAGACGACCUUGUUAAAGUCCCUGUGACGGUGCCUUCUCAUCCUUCACCAGAUCUAUCCUCUCAGGGGUCUGUAGCAUCCUCAGAUAUGCUCGCAAAUCUCACUGACUGGGGAGACUAGACAACCUUGUUAAAGUCCCUGUGACGGUGCCUUCUUAUCUUUCACCAGAUCUAUCCUCUACGGGGUCUGUAGCAUCCUCAGAUAUACUCGCAAAUCUCACUGACUGGGGAGACUAGACAACCUUGUUAAAGUCCCUGUGACGAUGCAUUCUUAUCCUUCACCAGAUCUAUCCUCUACGGGGUCUAGCAUUGUCGGAUGUACUUGCCAAUCUAACCAACUUGGGAGACUAGACUACCCUGUGACGGUGCCUUCUUAUCCUUCACCAGAGCUAUCCUCUCAGGGGUCUGUAGCAUCCUCCGAUAUACUCGCCAACCUCACCGACUGGGGAGACUAGUCCACCCUGUGACAAGAGUUUUCUCAUCCCUCACCAGAUCUAUCCUCCCAGGGGUCUAGACCAUCGUAGGAUAUACUUGACAACCAUACUGACUUGGAAGACUAGACAACCUUGUUCGAGGUACAGUGUCUUUAUAUUUUUUACCAGAUGUAUCCCUCAGCAGGUGGGUGUCUUGGUGUCCUCAGACUUAGUUUAGUCCCCCCCCCCCCCCC
Messenger RNA from Mizuhopecten yessoensis (Yesso scallop), 4859 nucleotides. Its product is annotated as helicase POLQ-like. The coding region runs from base 106 to 4197 and encodes 1363 amino acids. The record is from RefSeq and is a predicted model, not a curated record. Gene Ontology annotation, molecular function: ATP binding; nucleic acid binding. The transcript has 19 exons. NCBI's taxonomy places the organism in Eukaryota, Metazoa, Mollusca, Bivalvia, Pectinida, Pectinidae.